This is a messenger RNA of Spizellomyces punctatus DAOM BR117, 1740 nucleotides long. RefSeq lists its product as uncharacterized. Gene Ontology annotation, molecular function: protein binding; metallopeptidase activity. The coding region runs from base 387 to 1349 and encodes 320 amino acids. NCBI's taxonomy places the organism in Eukaryota, Fungi, Chytridiomycota, Chytridiomycetes, Spizellomycetales, Spizellomycetaceae. The record is from RefSeq and is a predicted model, not a curated record. Gene Ontology annotation, cellular component: COP9 signalosome. The transcript has 9 exons. Gene Ontology annotation, biological process: protein deneddylation.
CGACUUUUGACACAGCACGCAGCCAACAAUACGGACGGACAGAGCUGCAAUAUAUCGAUACUCUUAUCAACCUGACUGACCCAUCAGUAAACGGGUGAUCUUUUAGAUAGAUCAUCCUUUUGCUUGCAUGUUCAAGCACAUAAAGUUCUUUCAUCUACUCAACCACUAUCAGAAAAGUCAACAGUCUAUUUUCCUGCUCGGAGAGUCCUUACUAGGUGAUUUCGUGAAGGAUUACUUGGACGAGACCGAGACUACCUCCAACUACGACAAAGCGCAUCAUUACGCAUGUGUGACUACAAAGCACAGUCACUAAACACUCCAGUCAGCAACUCAUUAUCAACGUUCACUUCACUCCAUCUUCCUCACAUUGAAACCAAAUCUCAGCUAUGGCUACCGCAAUGGAGACCGACGAAGUUCCCUUCCAGACUACAAAAGUAGUUAGCGAUGCUGCAUCAGCAUCUGGUCUCAUCAUUACCUUACAUGCUCUCGUCAUUAUAAAUAUAUCGGAUCAGUGGACACGAACGAAGAUGCAGCAGGGCGACGUGAACCCAAUAGUCAUUGGCGCCCUGCUCGGCACACAAUCAGGGCGUGAGAUUGAAAUAUUCGAUUCGUAUGAGCUACCAUUUACAAUAGUAGACGAGAAGCCUGUAAUGGAUAAAGUGUAUUUUGUCAGCAAACAGGAGCAGCUUAGGCAAGUAUUCCCUACAUACGACUUUCUCGGAUGGUAUUCAACAGGAGCACAACCAUCUGCAACCGAAUUGCAUCUUCAUCAACAAAUGAUUGGAUAUAACGAAAGCCCUUUAUUUCUGCAACUUAACCCUCUCGUAUCACCAACUGCAAAAGACUUCCCAAUCUCAGUAUAUGAAUCUAUAAUUGAUCUCGUCGGGGGACAGGCCCAGCUCCUCUUUCUCAAAUCGCAGUAUAAGAUUGAGACAGGAGAAGCGGAACGAAUUGCCGUCGAUCAUGUGGCGCACGUUACAAAUGCAUCGACAGAUAAAGGAUCAACAUUAAUCACACAUCUUGUCGGUCAACGAAAUGCAAUCAAGAUGCUCCAUGCCCGAAUCCGACUCAUACAUGAAUAUGUGUCUGAUGUUGAGAGUGGUAAAAUUCCAAGAGAUCACAAUAUUAUGCGCCAAAUUGCAAGCCUGGCGAAUAGGUUACCGACGAUAGAUAGUCCUGAAUUUCAAGAAGAGUUUCUCGUUGAUUAUAAUGACGUACUUCUCAUGACGUAUCUUGCAACGAUAACGAAAGGGACAAGUGCUAUUUCUGAGCUGGUGGAGAAGUUCAACAUGGUUGGGCCCAAACGUCCGGGAGGGUUUCCUCGUGGGCCGGCUGCGUAUCUUGGGUAGAUCCCGGCACGCAACGUCGCACGCAACGUCAUUCUCUCCAAAAAUACAUCUUUGGAACAGAUCUUUCGCUGUCCUAUCCAUUUGGACUGAGCAUUGCUUCCAUAUCGGCUAGCUGUUCUUUCAAGUCCUUUGAAAAAAUAAGCUAAUGAGAAGGCGAGGAUCCAGACACGUGAAUAUUCUCACCAACCUUAUAUCGCGCGUAUUCCCUAGCAAUGGGCGCGCGAUCUUCGGCGGUCUUCAAUGCCCUUCCAUGUUCCCUCAUGAAAUCUUCCUGGAACUUGUGUAAGCGCAUUUGCAGGAGCUUUUUCUCGUAACGGAGCUUUUUAUAUCUUCCAGAAAGGAGAGAGUGAGUUCCUUGAUAGUCCGUAAUAAAAGCAAUGUGGUUAGCGUA